Messenger RNA from Suhomyces tanzawaensis NRRL Y-17324, 309 nucleotides. RefSeq lists its product as uncharacterized. Bases 1 to 309 code for a protein of 102 amino acids. Gene Ontology annotation, biological process: autophagosome assembly; protein folding in endoplasmic reticulum. The transcript has a single exon. NCBI's taxonomy places the organism in Eukaryota, Fungi, Ascomycota, Pichiomycetes, Serinales, Debaryomycetaceae. Gene Ontology annotation, cellular component: endoplasmic reticulum; EMC complex; membrane. The record is from RefSeq and is a predicted model, not a curated record.
AUGAAGGAGACAAUCUACUAUAACGGAAGCAUCCAAUCAAACAAGCAGAAGUUGGGCCGUGUCAGGGACAUUUCAAGCUUGGCUUUGGGCGUUGGUUGCGGGAUCUUGGCCUUGGAGUCCUUGGUGGGCUUUGGGUUCUACAUUGUGGGAACCACCCUUACCAACUUGUUAUUCAUAUGGAUAUGCUGCGGAAGCGAGCCCAGCAAGUUCUUCGUAUCACCAAAGAGAGAACUCUUGCUCGAGGGAGUUGUUGAAAAUGUUCCUGGGUUUGUGAUGAUGUGGUGUUUGGUUUACGCUAUCGUGAGCUAA